AUGGCGCCUGCACGGAAAGACUCGACCAUUGCACUCUGCAAGAAGGUCAACACGCAGGGCAACACUGUUUCCAUCCGCAUGCUCGAGUAUCUCAGCUCGUCAAAGGAACCAGUCCAUGGAUUUCUAGCCUUAGCUAAUACAUUUCUCGAUCUCGUGCGUCUUGUUUGGACCAUUGAGGCAGGCAUUGAAGAGUCCUUCAAGACGCGCAAGACAUAUCCAGUCGAGAUCACUUCAGAGCUGGACGCUCGUUUCCGCCACAUCUACGAUGAGUUUAUCGUUCUGAGCCAGAUGGUCUCGAAGUUCAUCGACAACGACAAUGGCAAGGGCGGCUUGGGCAAACGCAUGCGCAUGAUGUUUGCCGACUCCGAGGUCGACAAGGUGCGCAUGGCGCUUCUGAAGAGCAUCGAGUCUUUGAAGAUGAGCUCUGCGAUAUUCCGGUGGACCCUAGGCGACGACCACGCCGAGGAGACAGUGGCGAUUGGAUAUGCGGGGCUGAUUGCUGCUCUCGAGCGCAACAACCCUUCCAAGCCACCUUCGGCACCACCUCAACGCGGGCUUCCACAGCCGCCGGCACAGGCGCAGCAGCCGGCGAAGAGCGAGCACACCCGGCCAGAGCCCCUCCUUCCACCUCCCAACCUCACGAGCAGAGCUUCACAUCCCGAUAUUCCGUCAAACGGGAACACCAACGGUCACUCGCACGAAGAGCUUCGGAUGUCUCCAGAUGCUCCUUUUGCACACAACGAGUGGAGAGCGUCAAGCAUACAAUCUGGUGGCUCGGUUCAAAAUGCCAUGCAUUCGAGCUCUGACAGGUCCUCCGAAGGACACGCCCACAAACAUUACGACGAACCCAACUACUCACGCAUGCCGAUGAGGGAACACAACAGCCACCUUAAUACCCCCGAGCAGCGUUUCCAAUACAGCGGCAACAUGGCGCACAGGCAGAUGGAAUCUCCCAUAAUACGGAGCAGCACGAUGCACCAUCCAGAACAUCGAUCACUCGGUGGUAAGGAAGGGGUCAUUGUGGCUGUCAGACAAGGACAGUACAGAGUGGUUGAGCAGCUGCUCGCUGGCGGUGUCAAGAUGGAUAGAAUCGAGUUCGCUAGCUUGCUACACACGUCUAUCGACAACAAGGACGCCGCUACUACCUCCAUCCUUCUACGGUUCGGCGCGGACGCUGAUGCCCCUGACACAGAUGGCACUUCUCCACUGUGUGCUGCCACCAAAGCCGCGUCUGUAGACUGUGCUCGCAUCCUCCUCAAACACGGCGCCGAUGCAAACUUCAAGGACAACGAAGGCACUACGGCGCUCUUCAAGGCUAUCCAGGCUGGCUCCGUUGAUAUCAUGACAGUACUCUUGGACAACGGAGCAAACCCCAACUUGCCGUGCCCCAAGCAUCCUCUCUGGCCGUCUUGCUACCACCCUGAGGCGCUCGGGCUCAUGCUCUCGCGUGGUGCUGACCACAAGCGGACUCCGGGUAUCAUGGAGCUGGCCGCAAGUCUCAAGAAGCUGAAGUCUGUGAAGAUCCUCAUCGAAGCUGGUGUUUCUCCCAAUGUCCGCAAAGAUGGUGCAUAUACGCCCCUUGCGUCCGCUAUCCGCGACAACAGCGCUGACAUUGUCACCUAUCUGCUCGACAACGGCGCAGACCCCAAUCUCAAAGCAGUUGAGUUCCCUACCUUCAAGUGCAUCACUCACAAGCGCACACAAUACCUGCCACAACUCGCUGCCGCAGGCGCAGACCUCCACACCCCAAAGGGCAUAAUUGAGACCGCCGUCUCCCACAAGGACAAGGACGCCAUCAUCUACCUCCUCGACCAAGGCGUGAACCCGAACGACCGCUGCCCCGACGGCGGCAACACUGCCCUCACAACCGCCAUUCGCGACAACAACCUCGAACUCGUCGACCUGCUGCUCAAUCACGGCGCCAACCCCGCCGUCCGCGGCCAAGACUGGCCCCUCUGCAUGGCCGUCCGCAACCCCGCGAUCCUGGAGCGCCUCCUGGCCUUCCCGGGCCUCAACCCGCGCGCCUUCCGCGGCGUCCUCGAAAUGGCCGUGCACGCCGGCCACCUCGAGAGCGUGAAGCUGCUGCUCAAAGCCGGCGUCAGCGUCGAAGACAAGAACUGCGGCGUGUUCUCGCCCCUGACGACCGCCAUCCGCGAGGGCCACAAGGCCAUCGUGCGCUACCUGCUCGACGAGGCGUAUGCGGACCCCAAUGCGCCGGGCGAGCAUCUGCCGCUCGUCAAGGCGCUGCGCAGCUACGACGGCUCGGAUGUAGAGGUCAUCCAGAUGCUGCUGAGCCGCGGCGCGGACAUCAACCGCAUGCACCGCGGGUGGAACGCGGUGCUGCAGGCGGUCGAGAACAGCGACGUGGAGAUCCUGGGGCUGCUGGUGAGUCUCGGCGGGCCGGUGGAUUUGCAGGCCGUGGACGAGACGGGGCGGCCUGUUAUUGAUAUCGUGGGGGACCGCGACUGGGAGGAGGGGCUGGCGCUGCUGUUUCCCAAGUCGUCGUCGCCGCCAAAGACCAAGUCGCCUUCGCCCAGGGGGCAGCCGUGA
Boeremia exigua is the source of this 2550-nucleotide messenger RNA. RefSeq names its product ankyrin repeat-containing domain protein. The coding region runs from base 1 to 2550 and encodes 849 amino acids. Gene Ontology annotation, molecular function: protein binding. NCBI's taxonomy places the organism in Eukaryota, Fungi, Ascomycota, Dothideomycetes, Pleosporales, Didymellaceae. Gene Ontology annotation, cellular component: cytoplasm. The transcript has 2 exons. The record is from RefSeq and is a predicted model, not a curated record.